CUUCAUAACUAAUAAGUCAAUUCAUGCAAAUAGUGUUACAAAACUUUUUAAGCAAAACAAAACUGUCAAAAUUACUGCCUAGUACCAUUGCAUAAUGAGACUAUUGUUUCUGCUAAUACUCUGCAUAUGUAUUGCAAUCGUAUUAACAAAACCGUUGCAAAAGAAAGGCCGCAACAGUAGGUCCGGUGAGAGCGCCGACACCUCUGAGGAGGGCGACCAGGAGUCGGGCGAUAAGUCCGACAAAAAGGACGAUAAGGAUAAAGACGAGUCGGACGAUGAGCCAAAAGAUGGAAAGGGAGGGAAAGGCAUGAAAAACAAAGGAAAAGGAGGCAAAGACUCUGACGAUGACUCUGACUCUGAAGAUGGAAAUAAGGGAAAGGGAGGCAAAAAUAAAAGCAAAAAAGUUGGCGAUGAAGACCAUGAUGAGGAUGAUCAAGGUGGUGACAGGUGGUCGCAACAACAGGGGUCGUAA
Molecule: messenger RNA, 472 nt
Organism: Oppiella nova
Lineage: Eukaryota; Metazoa; Arthropoda; Arachnida; Sarcoptiformes; Oppiidae
Source: the annotation of a GenBank genome assembly